GGUAUGGAGAAGGGUCACAUAGUCUUCAGAUAUGUUAGUAGGUGGUCUAUUACAUGUAUUGAGGUAAUUAUAUUUAUGUAGGAGAUAUGACAUUCAUUUGUAACAGAUAUAUAGAUAGAUAGAUAGAUAGAUAGAUAGAUAGAUAGAUAGAUAGAUAGAUAGAUAGAUAGAUAGAUAGAUAGAUAGAUAGAUAGAUAGAUAGAUAGAUAGAUAGAUAGAUAGAUAGAUGGAUAGAUGGAUAGAUGGAUAGAUAGAUAGAUAGAUAGAUAGAUAGAUAGAUAGAUAGAUAGAUAGAUAGAUAGACAGACGGAUAGAUAUAUAGACAGACUGACAGACAGACAGACAGACAGACGGACGGACGGACGGACGGACGGACGGGCGGACGGACGGACGGACGGGCGGACAGAUGGACAGAUAUAUCAAUGGAUAGAUCUAUAGAUAAUGUAGAAGUGUUCCAUAAUGCAAAACCACCCUGCAAUGUGCCAGAGGCUUUGAGUACUCCUCACAUAUUAACCAGCCGACAUGUUGCGAAUGCCUCAGAUGAAACACUGGAUGCCCCGUUUUCUAUUUCCAGAUUAGUGCUGAGCAGGAAAUCCUCUCUCGAGUGCCCUUAGCUUGAAGCGUGGUCCCCACACCAGUUUGGAGUGUUGGUGGAGAGACAUUGCGAAUGUUAUAAGACAUGGCAACAAUGGAUGCAGAAGACUGCAUAAGGACAGAUGUGGACACAGUGACCGUGUUACCGUGUGAAGAUGAUGUUAGGCAGGACCUCGAGUGUUCUGAAGUGGAGGACCUGAAGAAUAGCCUCCGUCAGGCGGUCCACGACCAGGCGGUCCGACCCAAGAUGCAGUGCCUGAUGAUGGACCCGUCCUUCUCCAUGGUCACCAUGCAGAGUGAGGACAGCGGCAUUGAGUGGGAAACCAGUGCCAGCCGCUGCCCCACACCGUGGGCCUCCGAGGCUGGAAGCAUCGCCCUUGAAUCGUACGCGGUGCCCUCCUUCCGUCCCGCCACGCCCGGAGCCCUUCCGGCAGGGAGGAUCAUCAUCGUGAUGGAUGAGGAGAACAUCCACAGGAGGAAGAGAUCCAAAGACAGAGCCCCGAGCGCCGCGAGUAUCAGACGGCAGCAGCAAGAGGCUUUAGAAGAGCAGGAUGAGGUCGUUGGGAGGCCAGAAUUAGUGGGGUUCUCGCUUCCAAAUGUCAAGGCCGACCAAGAACAAGAAAAGGAAGUGGAAAAUACUGCAGGAGAUCAUGAGCAACAAGUGUUCUGCUUGGUGGCCGAAGGCUCUGAGAUCCUUAACAUCGUUGUUCCUUCUAUGUUAGCAUCGGUGGACGAGGAAGAGAGCACGGCCAUGGAAGACAACCUGUCUUAUCUGGAGGAGAGCCUGGUGAUCAAGUCUACCGGAACAACCAACGAUUACACAUCUGGGUUGAACGAUGAUGAGCCCAUCUUAACCAAGGCAGUGGUCCGAUUAAAUGCAAAUGAAACUGGUUCCAAUGUGAUGGAUCCACCGGGGGCCCCGGUGAUGAAGCCUCCGGCCAGAGAAGCCACUUCAAACAUGGAUUACUUUGAGAAGUUCACCUUGAUUGAUGCUCAGGCCCCAGGCAGUCCUGCCGUGAUCAAAGGUGGACCAGAGGACCAGCAGGCAGAAGAACAAGAGGAAGCGAAGGAGAGCCAGGACACCAAGGAGCCCAAUCUCAGUCAGAGUAGUCGGGCAGUUAGCGUGGACGAGGGGGAGGUGGAUGAGGACGAAGAGGACAUGGCACUUCUCGAUGACGUUUUCUAUGGUGGCACCGAUGACGUUAUGGUCCAAGGGGUUUCCGAUGUCGAGGAAUGCAGAUCCCCUCGACCCCCUUUGAAGCAGAGCGGUUCUGCCUUGUUUGGAAGUCAGGAGGAAAUUCUCACUCCCAUCUUUCUCCCUGAGGGACCCGCUAAGAUCAUUGACCAGAUUCUGUUUGAAGAGCCCAAAGCCAUGGCGUUCCUCUACACAGACCUGUAUGAAGAGGCGACGGGCAGCCGGGUGAAGGAGGAGGAGGACACACAGAGCCUGGCGUCCGAGAAGUCUUUCCACAGCCGACACUCCGACAGGGAGGCCAGGGGAUACCUGGAGAAAUACGUCCUCAAAGACGAGACCCCCGUGAUGGAGACAGCCAAGAAGGAAAACAUUCAGGAGGAACUGGAGGGGAUUCGAGUAUUGUCCCAGGAUUCGUAUGAUUUGGGCGAAUUGCCCACAAAUCCUGAUAUCAAUGACGAGGACGAAAUCACCGACUUUUUUAGAUCUAGUGGAAAUUCCUCCCCGUGUGACAUGAAUCCAUUCAUGGCGCCAGCCCAGGAGGAGGAUGAGGCUCAAGCAAAGAUCAGGGCAAGGCUAGAGGUCAUAAAGUCAACCCAACAGAUGUUUCCAUCUGGUAAGCCCAGAGAAAAAGACUGCAAUGAAAACAGAACAGAGCAAACACAGCCUUCUGAAAGCUAUGAGUUUGUGUCAGAGGAUACAGAUCGGAGUAGUAAGCCUGAGGAUGACUUAGACUCAAGUCUUCCUGAUGAACCUGGGAUAGAGUUCUCUGAUGAAAUGCCGAAGCCAGUAGUCCCUCCAAGAAGAAAGGAAGUCACAGCUCCCAAGACUUCCCUUGACCUGACGCCCCUGAGGGCCGUCGAAGGCCCGGACGAAGAAGAUGAGCCGGGUGUGAAGGAACAGAAGCUGGAAGACAAGGAAACGGCCUCCCCUGUGGAGACGGCCGACGAGGGAGACGGAGAGAGAGAGGAGAGCAGCAGGCAGCAGUGUGCACUGACUGCAGACACAGGGAAUAAACCCGGGAGUGUGAAAGACGAAGGCGACAGCAGUGACUCGUUCGGAGGAAGCGAAGCAGACAAACAAACAGAUAUCUCUUCAACUGAAACAGCAAAGAUAGAUUUGAGAUUAGACCAAGAAAGAAUCCAUGUGACUGAAUCUACUGGAGAAGAAGACCGAAUGUAUCCCCCUACAUUAGUGCCUGAGCCUGCAAAGGAAAAAGGACAGUGUGUUAUACUGUGGCAGCACCGCGUUCAUUGCAACUCACGUGCUACCCACUCUGACGGCGUAGAGGUAGGCGUUUCACGUCCUAGGCGCAUGCGUGAGAUUCAGGCGUUUGCAAUGGAGGACUGUAUUCCUUCUGAGGACCGUCGGUCUCCUGCCUUCUGUGAUGAUGAAAACCAUUCCGACUUCUGUGAGGAAAGUUCGCCAGAGGACGCAGAAAUGGACGUAUUCGGUGGUCUUGCUGCCCUCCCUGUAGAGGUGUGUGAGAGACGCCCCACGUGUCUACGAUGCGGCCGCCCUCAGAAGGUCUGCCUCUGCCCCUUUCUGCCUGUGCAUCCUCUGGAGGUGUCUACAUGCUUGUAUAUAGUACAGCAUCCAGCAGAGGAGAGCAGAGUCCUGCGCACAGUGCCCCUCCUCGCUGCUUGCCUGCCUUCAGGGAAAUGCAACGUCAUAGUUGGCAGGAGAUUCAGUGAAGAGAGGUACCCUGACCUGGCAGCAGUGUGCCGAGACCCCAGGACCCUGAUCAUGUACCCGGGCCCUGGAGCCCAGAACCUGGAGGAACUGCUGCCGUCUGACCCAGAGGCAAGGAGCCUAGGCUACAAUGUGAUCUUAAUAGACGGCACCUGGAGCCAGGCCAAGGAUCUCUUCCUGAGGAACGACCUGCUCCACCUGCCCAAACAGGUCCAGCUCAGCAGCACUCUGUCCAGUCAGUAUGUGAUCCGCACUCAGCCCACCAACAUCUGUCUUUCCACCCUGGAGUGUGCCGCCCUCACGCUGUCCACGCUGGAACGGAAGGAGAGCAUCCGAGAGGUGCUGUUAAGGCCCCUGAACGCUCUCUGCACCUUCCAGCUCCAGCAUGGCGCUCAGGUCCACCACAGCAAGGAGCAUCUGCUGAGGAAUGGGCUGUACGACAGGCCCAUGCCCAAGAACAAACGCAAGAUCAAGAGGAUGGAGAAACUGGUGACUGACCAAAACAUUUGACCAGUGGCUCCAGGCAGCGGUCUGGUUUUAUCAGGGACUUUGGGGAGAAACUGAGUUUGGAUUUGGCUAUCAGACGCCAAACCAGUGGACACGCAAUAUAAAUAAAAAACUGGUGACAUUGGAGCUAUCUACAAAUUAUACAACAUAGCAUUCAUCAGGUUUGUGUUACAUCGUUUGGACAGAAAGGCCUCUGAUUGGAAGGUGCUGGACAAUUUUAUUGCAAUGUGUUUCUACAUUUGAAGUGCUCAGUUUUCAAGUCAACACGGUUUGUUCCCUAUACUGUCUGAUUGGGAUAACUGCACUGUGUAAGAAAAUGAAGACAUUUAUGGGUUUUAUAUAUUCUUUAAAACAUUUUGAUGAACAUUGCAUCAAAACAUACCUAAGUAUAAUCGUAAAUACUUUGGUUCUGAUGUUGCUCUUUGCUCUUCCUGGUAUAUUAUUACGACAAACCGUUUGAUAUAUAUAAAGUUAUUUCCAUAUGGCAACAAGACAGCUCUGUACAGUUGAAGUGUGUGUCCGUAUUCCUCGCCACUUUAAUGUGUGUAUUUUAACCUCAACCCAGGUCCCUUUUUAAUAACAGUAAAACAAAAUUUGAAUGGACAAAAAGCAUUCUUAAACCUUUGGGUUUUGUGCUCUCUUCAAAACCCUUAUUGGACUUGUUUCUGGAUGUUAUGUAAUGGCAAUAACUAUUUUACACUAGUAAACAAUAACGCGGCUGGUGUUUACUGGCUUUCAGUAUAGACUGGCGGCUAUAGAAGCGGCCUGGAAUUAGUUUACAGCUGAGUCACAUUAAUUUAUUUAUCCACACAACCCUUUUAUGCUUACCUCCAAGUUUUGGAAAAACAUUUCGUCCAUAGUAAGUCAAUCACACCCUCGUUCAUUUCUAACUGCAGUGAUGCACCUGUCACAUAGAGAAUAAAGCAAAACCACUCACUUAUAUUGUAUUGUGGUCAAAUAGGUCGUGACACGAUACUUGAGGGAUCGUUUGUUAUUUAGCUUGUGGGGAAGAGUCAGGAUACGUCAACAUUGAAUACAGAAAGUCCUAUAAUGGUAUACAAUGUAAUAUCCAUAGAUCAUAUUAUGUUGACUAUACUUGGAUGUCAAUGGGUAUAUAUUGGUGUCUCUAGUUGACGCAUCGCUGCAAUAAAACAUUAACAUUUGGGGAGACACACUGCCCAGCAGGAGAACCAAUAGGUCAGUUGGAGGAAUCCGCUACCCCCAAACCAGCACACGACAACAGACUAUUCAAAUUAAUAUUUUUCUCCUGUAAUUUGCACAGUAUUUCUGCACUAGAAUCAACCGUGGCUGGCCCCACUGCCGCUGGAACACUUUACAUUUACACUUUACAACACCGCAUUACUUAUUAAUUAUUAGCAUUUUAUUCGUUUCUCUUGUUAUAACUGACUUUACUUUAGUCUUACUAUUUAUUAUUGGGAUCUAUACUGCAACUUAUUUUUACUUGUUACAUAUUUUUAUUUGUACUUAUCUUGUAUUGUUGCUGCUAUGUGGCUGUUGAUGAAGAUGAUGGUAGAUACUUUAUAAAUCCCCAAGGGAAAAUUCAAGGAACCAAGCCUAAGAA
This is a messenger RNA of Gadus chalcogrammus (walleye pollock), 5567 nucleotides long. RefSeq names its product cardiomyopathy-associated protein 5-like. Lineage: Eukaryota; Metazoa; Chordata; Actinopteri; Gadiformes; Gadidae. The record is from RefSeq and is a predicted model, not a curated record. Bases 680 to 3988 code for a protein of 1102 amino acids. The transcript is spliced from 8 exons.